UUCGCCCAGACACACUCUCACUCAUUCUAAGAGGCGCACGCACAGGAGGCGGCGGGCGUAUGUGGUUAUGUGAGAAAGCUACAAGGAAGGCGCCGCGAUUUGAUCGUGUAUUUUAUUCUUCAACUAAAGAAAGACAUUAACUGUAUCUCGUGUAACUAUCCACUUAUUUAUUUAUUUAUUUAUUUAUUUAUCUGUUUUGCGGAGUUGUAUUUUUUUGAGUAGCGGAGAGCAGCAGCGCAGGAUUCAACAUGCCAGACUUCUGAGAGGUAAUUUACCCCCGUCCCCGCGACCUGAUUUUUUUUUGCCUCUGUGGAAGUAUUCGUCGAAAUGUGCGCGCAGAAGAUGGGUGCAAAAAUGAUUCAAGCAAAAGGAAAUAUUUUCUCUCCUGCACUACUCCAUCUACUGCUUUUGGUCGCCCUUACGCACGGAGCCGCUGGUAAGACUUUGAAAUAUAAAGUUUACGAGGAGCAGAAAGUAGGCACGGUUAUUGCACGGUUAAGGGAAGAUGUAGCCGGGGUUUUAUCCAAACUACCGAGUUCGUUGACCUUUCGGUUCCGCGCUAUGCAACGAGGGAGCACGCCGUUCUUGACUGUUCGGGAGGAGGACGGAGAGAUCAGCAUCGGCACCAAAAUCGACCGCGAGAAGCUUUGUGAGAAAAACUUGAACUGCUCGAUUGAAUUCGAUGUGGUCACGCUCCCGACGGAGUACCUGCAGCUGUUCCAUGUGGAAGUGGAAGUGCUGGACAUUAACGACAACUCCCCGCACUUCUCCCGCUCCAUUGUCCCAGUCGAGAUUUCCGAAAGCGCAGCCGUGGGGACGCGGAUCCCGUUAGACGGCGCAGUGGAUGCAGAUGUCGGAGAAAACGCUUUGCACACCUACUCACUGACACCCAAUAACUUCUUUAAGAUUGAUGUGAGAACCAGGACGGACGGGGCCAAGUACGCAGAGUUGGUGGUGAUGAGGGAGCUGGACCGGGAGGUGCUGUCCAGCUACCAGCUCCAGCUCACAGCCUCGGAUAACGGUGUACCCCCCAAAUCCGGCUCCACUUUGGUCAAAAUCAGCAUUUCUGACUCCAACGACAACAGCCCAGUCUUCGAUGAGCAGGCUUACAUCAUCAAUUUGCUGGAAAACUCUCCCCUUGGGACUCUAAUCAUUGAUUUAAACGCCACAGACCCAGAUGAGGGCACUAAUGGGAAAAUAGUCUACUCUUUCAGCAGUCACAUUCCACCAAAGAUCCUGGAAACAUUUAAGAUAAACCCCGAAAAUGGCCACAUUACUCUUAUUAAAAAAGUGGACUAUGAAAGCACUGCUUCCUUUGAGCUAGAUGUGCAGGCUCAGGACAUGGGACCUAACUCCAUCCCUGGACUUUGCAAAAUUGUGGUGAAAGUGGUGGAUGUAAAUGACAACAAACCAGAGAUUAACAUCAACCUGAUGACACCUGGUAAAGAGGAGGUGGCCUACAUUUCAGAGGGGGCCCCUGUGGACACCUUCAUAGCUCUGGUGCGUGUUGACGACAGUGAUGCAGGCCUCAAUGGGGAGGUUGUUUGCAGGCUGCACGGUCAUGGCCACUUCAGACUCCAGAAGACCUACGAGAAGAAUUAUAUGAUCCUCACUAACAUCUCGUUGGACAGGGAGAAGAGGUCAGAGUACAGCCUGACUGUCAUAGCUGAGGACAGGGGCUCUCCUAGUCUCUCAACCAUCAAACAUUUUACUGUUCAGGUGUUGGAUGAAAAUGACAAUCCUCCACGUUUCGAGAAGAGCCACUAUGAGGUCUUCAAAUCAGAGAACAACUCACCAGGAGCAUAUCUGAUGACCGUGGUGGCAUCAGAUCCAGAUCUGGGCACCAAUGGCCAGGUCACCUACACCAUCAUAGAUGCUCUGGUCCAAGGGAGCCCUAUCUCCACCUAUGUCACCAUUGAUCCCUCCAAUGGCGCCAUCUAUGCCCUACGCAGCUUUGACCAUGAAGACGUCAGCCGAAUCGCCUUCACCAUUCAGGCACGCGAUGGGGGAAACCCUGCACUGUCCACGAACACCACCGUCCUUCUAACUGUUUUGGAUGAAAAUGACAACCCCCCCAUCAUCCACUCCCCCUCCCUCCAGAAUCACACGGCUGAGCUUCUGGUCUGGAAGUAUGCAUCCCCGGGUCAGCUGAUAACUGCGCUUAAAGUCACAGACCGUGAUGCUGGUGCCAAUGGAGAGCUGAGCUGCGCCAUUGUUGGUGGCAAUGAGGAUAUGCUGUUUGUGAUGGAUGCCCGGCGAUGUGAGCUCAGAACCAAUGCCAGCCUGGAACAGGCUCCUCGGGAUGUGAUGGAGCUGAAGGUAGAAGUGCAAGACAGGGGCACCAGUCGGCUGUCCACAGGCGCCCUCUUCAGGCUCUCCCUGCAGGAGACCAUGGACAUCCUCCCACCUCUCUACCCCACUGGCACCAGCCAAGCCUCACUGGAUCUCUCUCUCAUAGUCAUCAUCUCUCUAGGUGCUGUUUGUGCUCUACUGCUCAUUGUCAUGGUGAUGUUUGCCACCACCCGCUGCACCAGAGAGAAGAAAGACCCAAGACAUAACUAUAACUGCCGUGUGGCAGAAAACAGCUACCAGAACCACCCCAAGAAGCCUGCCAGGCAGAUCCACAAAGCAGACAUCACCCUGGUCCCAACUGUCAAUGGGACUCUGCCUGUCCGGGCACACCCACGCUCCCCGUCAGCCUCUCCAGCACCUGAGAGGGGCACCCUGGGUAGCAGACAGAGCCAUCAUAGCCGCCAGUCCCUCAACAGCCUGGUCACCAUCUCCUCCAACCAUGUUCCAGAGAAUUUUGCCCUGGAGCUGGCCCAUGCCACACCUCCUGUAGAGCAAGUCUCACAGCUUCUGUCCAUGCUCCAUCAGGGUCAGUACCAGCCACGACCAAGCUUCAGAGGCAACAAAUACACCAGGAGCUACAGAUAUGCUUUGAAUGAGAUGGAUAAGUUCAGUCUGAAGGACAGCGGUCGUGGAGACAGUGAGGCCGGGGACAGCGACUAUGAGCCAGGCAGGGAGUCACCCAUGGACCGGCUCCUUGGUGAGGGCUUUACUGAGAUAUAUGCCCCUGAUGGCCAGCACAGAACGCAUGCAGCUAUGAGGCACUGCACAGAGGAGUGUCGUGUUCUUGGUCACUCAGAUCAGUGCUGGAUGCCCCCCUUGGCCUCACCAGCCUCAUCAUCCUCCGACUACCGGAGCAACCUCUAUAUCCCAGGAGAAGAAGCCCGCCAUGUAACUGACCUCUCGCAGGAAAAGACCCCACAGCCCUGCACAGACAAUGUGACUGCCCGGAACCAGAGCUUUUCCACUUUCGGCAAGGACCUGGGCGGUGAGAAUGGUGGAGAGGAGGAGGGGGGAGAGGACAGCAGUGGGGACAGAGAUGAAGACCUGUGUGGGACCACGUCACUGUUGUCAGAGAUGAGCAGCGUGUUCCAGAGGUUGCUACCCCAGGGUCUGGACUCCUAUGUCCAGGUCAACGAGAAAGAGAAAGGGACAAGUCUGAGUGGUGUGGGUGUGCCUAUGACUGGGUCUUUGGAUCGCAGGAGGGGCCAUCUGCCUGGCAAGCCCAGCCCCUCUGUUCACCAGCAAGGCGUGGCAGCCUGGGCUGCCAAUACCCACUUCCAGAACCCGGGAAGCAGCAUCGGUCCAUCUGGCCAUCACCAGGGUGGCAGCUACCACACUCUGAAACCCAACACCAAGCUCGGCUCCCAGAGCAGCAGCCACAAGGGCUCACAGGCACCCAAAAACAGUCCUCAGAACACCGGCCACCCCUGUAAACCCCACAGUAGCCCUCUGCUCACAGCACUGGUCAGUCCCACUCUGAUGCAGCAUUCCCCAGCCCCUGUGCAAGUACAAGUGCCGCUCCCUGGGCCCUCCUGCAAGUGGUUGCCUGCAAUGGAGGAGAUACCAGAGAAUUACGAGGAGGACGAUUUUGACUCUGUGCUCAACCACCUUCAGGGCAAACGCUGCGACAGCAGACAUGAGCUGGUGGAUGCCAGCGAGCUGGUGGCUGAAAUCAACAAACUUUUGCAGGAUGUACGGCAGAGCUAGACUUCCUGUUUCUUAUCCUCUUUAUUUAUUCACCACCCAAUGACUGCUUCCUUUUACCUUAAGUAUAAAAGUGAGCACCCUUGGGUGGCAAAAAAGGACAGGAACAUAAGUUAAAGGAGAAACGAAGACAAAAAAACAAGACCUGCAAUUGUCGUUAAAGUUGCAUUUAUAAUGUAAUAAUUGUGUUUUGUGAAUGCUAAAUAUCCAAAAAAUUGUUUGUAAUUGCUUGUUUUGGUACAAAAUGUACACUAUGUGACUGUAUUUAUCUUUGUAUUUUAAAAAUACAUUUGUAUUCUUAUAUUUAUAAAAAAAGUGUAUAUAAACUUAAUCAGAAGUCUAUUUUUAUAUUUUGAAUGCAUGUUGAGUACAAAGACAUUGAAUCAAUACUGACAUGCGAUCGACAUUCUAUGUAUUUAAACAGUUUUUUGUAUUGUGAUUUCUUUUGUUGUCACUAUGAUAUGUAUACAUGAAUAUAUUAAUGAAGUAAUGGACACUUGUCUUUGUGGUCUGUUGUGGGGAAGGGUAGAAUGCACAAAUAAAAAUAAUACGUAAACAUUC
Pleuronectes platessa (European plaice) is the source of this 4617-nucleotide messenger RNA. RefSeq names its product protocadherin 18b (gene pcdh18b). The coding region runs from base 328 to 4059 and encodes 1243 amino acids. Gene Ontology annotation, cellular component: plasma membrane. The transcript has 4 exons. Gene Ontology annotation, molecular function: calcium ion binding. The record is from RefSeq and is a predicted model, not a curated record. Gene Ontology annotation, biological process: homophilic cell-cell adhesion. NCBI's taxonomy places the organism in Eukaryota, Metazoa, Chordata, Actinopteri, Pleuronectiformes, Pleuronectidae.